Tetrapisispora phaffii CBS 4417 is the source of this 1530-nucleotide messenger RNA. RefSeq names its product snoRNA-binding rRNA-processing protein UTP15 (gene UTP15). Gene Ontology annotation, cellular component: nucleolus. NCBI's taxonomy places the organism in Eukaryota, Fungi, Ascomycota, Saccharomycetes, Saccharomycetales, Saccharomycetaceae. Gene Ontology annotation, molecular function: protein binding. The record is from RefSeq and is a predicted model, not a curated record. The transcript has a single exon. Gene Ontology annotation, biological process: rRNA processing; positive regulation of transcription by RNA polymerase I. The coding region runs from base 1 to 1530 and encodes 509 amino acids.
AUGUCUUCUCAGAGACAAAGAAUUAUUACAUCAAAGGCUCCUCUAUUGCCUCAGCAAACUACGCCUGAGCAAAGGUACUGGCGUCAAUAUUCUUCGACUCAAUUAGUGAAAGAGCACAACAGUGUCACUCAUAUUGCAUUCAAUCCACAACAUACUCAUGAUUUUGCUGUCACAUCUUCCACUAGAGUUCAAAUAUUUUCUUCCAGAACAAGACAAGUUGUGAAAACAUUUUCUAGAUUUAAAGAUGUUGUUUACUCAGCAUCGUUUAGAAAUGACGGUAAAUUACUAGUAGCCGGUGAUGCUACCGGUUUGGUAUCUGUAUUUGACAGUUAUAAUCCAAGAACUUUAUUAUUAUCUAUUAACGUAUCCACUCAUCCAGUUCAUGUCACAAAGUUUCACUCACAAGAUUCCAAAACUUUGGUAACAGCAAGUGAUGAUAGAGUUACAAGACUAUGGGAUAUUUCAUAUGCGUAUGAACCUUCUUUAGAAUUAACUGGCGCUUCUGAUUACGUCCGUACACUUACAUUUAUUCCUUCUGCUCCUCAUCUAGUGGCUACAGGUUCAUAUGAUGGUAUUGUAAGAUUGUAUGAUACAAGAAAUAGUGGCUCAGAACCAGUUUUCUCAUUAAAUCACGAACAACCACUAGAAAAUAUUCUAGCUAUAUCACCAACUCAAUUGAUCUCUGCAGGUGGUAAUAACUUUAAAGUUUGGGAUUUAACUAGUAAUAAAAAAUUACAUGAGAGAGGUAACUUUAAUAAAACUGUAACAUGUUUAGAUUAUGUCGAGAAUUUCGAUGCACCAUCUCAAUGUGCUUUAAUUGCUUCAUCUUUGGAUGGUCAUGUUAAAGUCUUUGAUCCUUUAGAUAAUUUCUCUGUUAAAUUUGGUUGGAAGUUCUCAGGUGCUGUAUUAAGUUGUGGUGUAUCCCCAGGUGAUGCCCAAGGUAAUCGUCAUUUAGUAGCUGGUUUAUCAUCUGGUUUAUUAGCUAUUAGAACUAAGAAAAAAGAAAAACAAGACACAAAAAAAUCUAUUUCCACAAGAGCUGAUAAGAGUUCUGCUUUCCAAAGAAUGAUGCGUGGAUCUGAAUACAAAGGUGACCAGGAACAGAUAAUUCACGAUGAUAAAGUUAAGCCACAACGUCGUAUUAAAGCUUUCGAAAAAUAUGUUAACCAAUUUAAAUGGGGAGAAGCUUUAGAUAGUGCAUUCAUACCCGGAAUGGCUAAGGAAUUGACUUUAACUGUCUUGCAAGAAUUACGUGAACGUGGGAAAAUUAGAGUUGCACUAUAUGGAAGAGAUGAAACUUCUCUUGAACCAUUAUUGAAUUGGUGUUUAAAAGGUAUCGAAGAUGUUAGAUCUAUUCCUGUUGUAGCCGACUGGAUCGUGGUAGUUUUAGAACUAUAUGGAGAAGUCCUUGAUAGGUCCCCAGUGUUGCAAGAGAUGUUAAAAAGUUUAAGAUCAAAAAUAAGACAAGAAGUGUAUAAAGCCAAAGAAGCUCAAAAAAUUGAGAGUAUGUUACAACUAUUAACAAGUUAG